AUGGCAUUGGCAGCCCCCGCCCAGCAGGCCAAUGUCCAUCAGCUAUACAAGCGUCUCGAGACAGUAGGCAAGGGCGCCUAUGGUAGCGUGCACAAGGGCAUCGAGAUAGCGACGGGAAACGUCGUCGCCCUCAAGAUCAUCAACCUCGACACGGCAGAUGACGACGUCGCAGACAUUCAGCGCGAGGUCGCUCUGCUAACCCACUUGCGCGAUGCAGUCAAUAUCACGCGCUAUUAUGGCUGCUAUUUGGAUGGGCCGAGGGUAUGGAUCGUGAUGGAGUUCGCACAGGGUGGAUCGGUGCGGACGCUAAUGAAGGCCUGCAAAAAUAAUAUUCUUCAGGAGCGGUACAUCGUCAUCGUGGUCAGAGAACUGUUGCUUGCACUGUCGUCGUUACACAAAGCCGGUGUUAUCCAUCGCGAUAUUAAAGCUGCUAAUAUCCUUAUAACGGCUGCGGGAAAGGUCAUGCUCUGCGAUUUUGGUGUCUCUGCGUUGCUUGUUACCUCUCAAUCCAAGCGUAACACACUAGUAGGCACGCCUUACUGGAUGGCUCCAGAGGUGGCCCAACCCGUCCCGAACUAUGAUACAAAGGCUGAUAUCUGGAGUCUCGGCAUCACUAUCUACGAGAUGGUCACCGGUAGUCCACCCCACUCCAACCUUGAUGGACUGAAGGUCGUUCAGCUUAUUCCACGGUCAAAGCCUCCGCGCUUAGCAGAGAAUGAAGGGAGCAGGGAACUCAGGGAAUUCACGUCAUCCUGUCUACGCGAGUCACCAGCAGAACGACCGUCCGCUGACGAGUUGUCGCGUACCAAGUGGAUCAAAGCGACCACGAAAACACCUGUGUCCGUCUUGAAAGAACUACUUGCCCAGUAUGAUGCAUGGCAGAAAGCCGGCGGUACACGCGCGAGUAUUGCAGAACCACUAGCAUGGGAGGAAGAGGAGGGGUGA
Molecule: messenger RNA, 945 nt
Organism: Fomitiporia mediterranea MF3/22
Lineage: Eukaryota; Fungi; Basidiomycota; Agaricomycetes; Hymenochaetales; Hymenochaetaceae
Product: Pkinase-domain-containing protein
Exons: 1
Coding region: 1-945 (314 amino acids)
Biological process (GO): protein phosphorylation
Molecular function (GO): ATP binding; protein kinase activity
Source: RefSeq, a predicted model, not a curated record